Metarhizium robertsii ARSEF 23 is the source of this 1119-nucleotide messenger RNA. Its product is annotated as prolyl oligopeptidase. The transcript has 2 exons. The record is from RefSeq and is a predicted model, not a curated record. The coding region runs from base 1 to 1119 and encodes 372 amino acids. NCBI's taxonomy places the organism in Eukaryota, Fungi, Ascomycota, Sordariomycetes, Hypocreales, Clavicipitaceae.
AUGCUUCCCGAGCCGGCGUUGAGCUUCACCAUCCCCAGCCUGCACGACGGCACCGUGCUCGACUGUCGCGUCUACCACCCGGCGUCGCUGGCCGCGGCCAACCCUCGCGCGCCGCCGUGGGAGAGACACGCGGCCGUGGUUGCGCACCCCUACGCGCCCAUGGGCGGGUGCUACGACGAUCCGACGCUGGACAGUGUUGCCGCGGCCCUGCUGCGGACGGGCUAUCUCGUGGCCACCUUUAACUUUAGCAGAGGCGCAGGCCACUCGGCCGGCCGGACGUCGUGGACGGCGCGGCCAGAGCGAGACGACUACGCGAGCGUCGUGGGCUUCACGGUGCACUACGCCCACUUUCUCGACCCCUUCGCCGACGGGGCCCCGAGGCCACAACGUCCCGUCCUCCUGAUGGGCGGCUACUCGUACGGCGCCAUGGUGACGGCGCAGAUGCCGCCGCUGGACCGGCUCCUGGAGCCGUUUGCCCGCCCGCGCGCCGGCUCGCACGCCGCGCAGGUGCGCCUCCGCGCGCAGCACCUCGCCAAGCAGCAGAACCUCGUCCUGGGCAGCGCGCGCUCGGCCAGGCGCCCCGGGGCGGUGCGCGUCGGCGGCGACGAGGGGCGCAAGAGCCGCGACAGCGUCCACGUCGGCCGGAGGAGCUUCUCGCUCGACGACGCCGAGGACCGGCUCCGCAGGGGCGUGCGCCGCAUGGCCAGGCGGUCCGCGAGCUCUCAUCGCGAAGAACCUCUCGCCGAGACGCUGCCCGCCGUCGAGGGCCUGCUGCGCCCGCGCCCGGCGUACCUGCUCGUGUCGCCGCUGCAGGGGGUCGUCACGCACCUGGCGACCAUGGCGCUGCUGCCGUGGCCGCGCGCGGGGCGCCGCCGCGACGACGACGCCGGGGAGAGGAAGCUCAUGGAGAAUGCGACGCUGGCCGUCUUUGGCGACCGCGACGUCUUUGUGCCGGUGGCUAGGCUGCGCGCGUGGGUGGCCAGGCUGGGGGGGCAGGGGUCGCUGUUUGCCGCUCGCGAAGUCGCUUCCGCCGGGCACUUUUGGGGCGAGGACGGCGUGCUGGAUCUGAUGACGGAGAGUGUUGAGGCGUUUGCCGCUGGGUUGAUGCGCGGUGCUUGA